AUGAUGCUCAUACAAUCCUCACUCGUGGCUCUGGCCCUCUUCACAACCUCAUGCACCGCCAUCUCAAAAAACUUCUACCCCUCCUCGAAACGCGGCCUCAUCUACAUCCCCAACUCCGACUUCCCCAGCGAUGACAAAGUCUGGGUCCAAAAACACUCCGACCUAACAUGGUAUUACAACUACAAACCGCACGCCAGCCCCGUCUACGAGAACAACACCUCCCUCCAAUUCGUCCCUAUGCUCUGGGGCACCCCCGACGGCUUCGAUGACACUUCCUUUCUAGAGAACGUCACGGCGCAGAUCAUCGGCGGCCGAAACAUCUCGUACGUGAUGGGCUUCAACGAGCCUGAUAACUCAAUGGCCAACGGCGGCAGUGACAUGAAGGCAAAAGAUGCAGCGAGGUACUGGAUCAAACAGCUCGAGCCGCUGAGAAAACUAGGUGUUUCGCUUGGUGCGCCUGCGGUGACGGGUGCUCCGUCGGGGUUCACGUGGCUUGCGGACUUUGUAGAAGCUUGCAAGGGGAACUGUACGUUUGACUUUAUUCCUAUACAUUGGUACGGAAGCUUUGAUGGUAUGGCGAGUCAUAUCGCUGGUGUGUUGGAUGUGUUUCCGGGGAAGAAGAUCUGGGUCACUGAGUUUGCGCUGGACUUUUCAUCUUUGGCUGCGACGCAGGAUUACUUCCAGACGUCGGUGAAAUAUCUCGAUGGAAACAAGUAA
This is a messenger RNA of Fusarium subglutinans, 717 nucleotides long. RefSeq lists its product as uncharacterized. The coding region runs from base 1 to 717 and encodes 238 amino acids. Lineage: Eukaryota; Fungi; Ascomycota; Sordariomycetes; Hypocreales; Nectriaceae. The transcript has a single exon. Gene Ontology annotation, cellular component: fungal-type cell wall. The record is from RefSeq and is a predicted model, not a curated record. Gene Ontology annotation, biological process: fungal-type cell wall polysaccharide metabolic process.